This is a messenger RNA of Daucus carota subsp. sativus, 1312 nucleotides long. RefSeq names its product glutathione S-transferase T3-like. The record is from RefSeq and is a predicted model, not a curated record. The transcript has 2 exons. Bases 307 to 1248 code for a protein of 313 amino acids. Lineage: Eukaryota; Viridiplantae; Streptophyta; Magnoliopsida; Apiales; Apiaceae.
CAGCCCACAUCUGUUAGCAAUAUCCUAUGUGGCAGGCCCAUUUAGCUAUUGAGAUAGAAAAGCACCAGCUCCAACCCUAGUCUGUAACUAAUAAUUUUUUUACAUAACCCAUCUGCUUAUCUAUAUAUGUCAAACGCGUACAGAUCUGUAAGAGCAUUCCACCUCAUCUCCCUCCACUGCCAAUUCUCUCCCGCCCCUUUUUCCCUCCAAUUGCAAUACCCUAAACUAUUUUCCCCCCAAUUUACCUGAUUAUCUUUCUCUAGCCCAGAAGCCAAAACCAUAGUUGAUCUCAUUUUUUUCAAGGUCAUGGAGGCAACUUUUAUAGAUUUACUUAACAACGGGACAUAUGAUGUUGAAGAAAUAUUUUCUCAAUCAUGUCAGCAACAAGAGCAAUCAAGCCGCCAACAAGAGCAAGUGAAGCCCAAGAAAGGCCGUCGAUCAAAAAAUUUUACUAUGGAAGAGGAUAUGCUACUCAUAUCUGCUUGGUUAAAUGUCAGUUUGGAUCCAGUGCAAGGUACAAAUCAAACGCAACUAACCUAUUGGAAUAGGAUCGGGAACUAUUUUGAUGAGCACAAAAAUUUUUCAAGUGAUCGUACUCCAACUUCUUUGUGUAACCGGUGGUGUGCGAUUCAAACAUUGGUUAGUAAAUUUAUUGGGUACUAUAAUCAGAUCAACGGAAGGAAUCAAAGCGGCGUGACUGAACAAGACAAGGUUGGACAAGCAAUGCAGAUGUAUGAGACUAUGAUGAAAGUUCCAUUUCCUUUUAUGCGUUGCUGGAUGGAGUUGCGAAAUUCACCAAAAUUUGCAUCAAAUAUUACCAAAAAAAGCAAGGCAGCUACAAAGGAUAAUCAUUCAUCUUCGCAAUCAACUGAAAGUCCAGUGAGUUCCUCUGCAGAAGCAUCCGAAGAAGGGAUGGAGAGACCAAUUGGCAGAAAAGCUGCUAAGAAAUUAAAAAGAUCCAGAAACGAAGCAACAGAUGAUGAAUUUGUUGAAAUUUUUAAAAAGAUGAAAGAAGAAGCGCGUCUCACUGCAAGUUCAAGAAACGAAUCAAUCAAUAACAUCAUCAAGAUGGAGGAGGAAAGGCAAGCACGAGAAAGAGUACAACUAGAAAUUAACAAAGCAAAAGAGGAACGAGAAAAUCAAAUUUAUGAAGCUUCUAUAUUGGCCAUUGACACAACUGUGAUGGAUCCUCAACUUGCUCGAUAUUAUCAAGCUUUGAAAGAUAAGAUUUUAAGUAAGGUUCUGUAACUUAUGUUUUGUGUACUAUGACUGGAUUAUUAAGUUAUGAAUGAACUUUAUUAAGUUGUUGUCU